AUGUCGGAAAUUCAUAAGAACACGGUUCAACAAUUUGCACAAGCACUCGCGGCUCGUCAAUUUGAUGAACUUGAUAAAUAUUUGGAACAUUAUGUUGAAAAACUGGAAAACCACCAAUACGUUUACAAAAAUAUUGAUGAAGCACGAGAAUAUUAUUCAAAGGCACCAUCGGCUGAAUGGAAAAUUCUUGAAUUUCAACGACUAGAUACAAACAAUGAUACAUUAACAGCUCGUGUUGCACAUAAUAAUCAAAUAUAUCAUACAACUUAUACAUUUAGUUCAACAGCAAAAAUUGAAAAAAUUCACUCUGUUCCUGAACACCAUCAUACUGCUCAUUAA
This is a messenger RNA of Rotaria sp. Silwood2, 339 nucleotides long. NCBI's taxonomy places the organism in Eukaryota, Metazoa, Rotifera, Eurotatoria, Philodinida, Philodinidae. The record is from the annotation of a GenBank genome assembly.